UAAAUACGCAUUCAUCUUAAUAAUCUCUCUUCCUAUCUUUUUCCAAAUAAGUUAAUAUAUUCUUAUUUUAAUCAAAUUUAUAACUACUUGUUUUGUUUAUAACAUGUUUUAUCCAAUUUGAAAGAAUUAAAUCUCAGAGAUUGUGAGAACUUGAUUGAAAUGCCAAAUUUGACAAAAGCCCCAAAACUUGAGAAAAUAAACUUUACAAAAUGUAAAAAAUUGUCUGAUGUCCAUCCAUCCAUCAAAGUGCUCAAACAACUACAAGAAUUAAGAAUGUCUUGCACAAGAAUCAAACAACUAAGGACAGAGUUGAUGGUUUUUGAAAAUUUGAAGACAUUUGAUCUGAGUGCUUGUGGGAACUUGAUUAAAAUACCAGAUUUGAGUGGAGCUCCAAAUCUUGAAAAAAUAGACUUUUCAUACUGUAGAAACUUGGGUAAAUUCCACUCAUCCAUCAAAGUGCUCAAACGACUACAAGAAUUAAGAAUGUCUAACACCCAAAUCAAACAACUAUGGAAGGGGUUGGUGGUUUUACCCAAUUUGAAGGAAUUAGAUCUGAAUUAUUGUGAGAACUUGAUUGAAAUACCAGAUUUAAGUGGAGCCCCAAAUCUUGAGAAAAUAGACUUUUCAUAUUGUGGAAGCUUGUGUAAGGUCCACCCAUCCAUCAAAGUGCUCAAACGACUACAAAAAUUAAAAAUGUGUGGCACCCGAAUCAAACAACUAUGGAAGGGGUGGGUGGUUUUACCCAAUUUGAAGGAAUUAGAUCUGAUGUGUUGUGAGAACUUGAUUGAAAUGCCAGAUUUGAGUGGAGCCCCAAAUCUUGAGAAAAUAGAAUUUUCAUACUGUGAAAGCUUGUGUAAAUUCCACUCAUCCAUCAAAGGGCUCAAACGACUACAAGAAUUAGAAAUGUCUGGCACCCAAAUCAAACAACCAUGGAAGGGGUUGGUGGUUUUUGACAAUUUGAAAGAAUUAGAUCUGAGUUGUUGUGAGAACUUGAUUGAAACACCAGAUUUGAGUGGAGUUCCAAAUCUUGAAAAAAUAGACUUUUCAUACUGUGAAAGCUUGUAUAAAUUCCACUCAUCCAUCAAAGGGCUCAAACGACUACAAGAAUUAAGAAUGUCUUGCACCCGAAUCAAACAACUAUGGAAGGGGUUGGCGGUUUUACCCAAUUUGAAGGAAUUAGAUCUGAGCUUUUCUGAGAACUUGAUUGAAAUACCAGAUUUGAGUGAAGCCCCAAAUCUUGAGAAAAUAGACUUUUCAUACUUUAGAAGCUUGUGUAAAUUCCACUCAUCCAUCAAAGUGCUCAAACGACUACAAGAAUUAAGAAUGUCUGGCACCCAAAUGCUCAAUCGACCUCGGAUCUGGGUUUCGCAGUCACGUUCUCAAUCAAAAAAUCGUUGGUUUCUCCCACUGUCACUUCUCGCCAUCCGUCGUCAGUUGAAAAAUCAUUAGCUUUUUCCUUCGCAAAAUCUUGAAGGGUGAAUUAUUCGUGAUACAUGGUGCCGCUUCGUUCAUGCCAAAAAUGAAAACCUUUUCAAUUCCCAAAACAUGUUCUCUCGUUCCUUUCAACUCUCUAGCCUUAUAAAUUAGCCGUGACUGAUCCUUGUCCUUUCCACAGAGUACUUUGGAUUUGGAACCCUUGCAUCAAAAUACCCUAUCCAAAGUCUUUCUAGAUCUAAAUCAUACCCCAUAAACCAAUAACUGAAAACGCAAAAAUUAAGGAAGAUGGUGGGUUUUAUUUUGCAACCUAUACUAGACUUGCUGGUUGCUGGGAUUUCUUUGGUCACCGGGAUGGGGAUUUUCGCCUGCAUUGCUUCCAUUCCUUGCUCUGCUGCUUUCUUGCACAAUGCUAGGCUCGCCCAUUAAUCCCACGCACUGUCGAACUCAAGAUUCAUAUCCUCCUUCGAUUACCCAAAUUCGACUUCAUCUCCACAAAAUUGUCUUCAGUUAUUAUUUUCAUUGGUCAUUAUUAUAUGUGCCAUUAU
Molecule: messenger RNA, 1982 nt
Organism: Carya illinoinensis
Lineage: Eukaryota; Viridiplantae; Streptophyta; Magnoliopsida; Fagales; Juglandaceae
Product: disease resistance protein RPP4-like
Exons: 6
Coding region: 160-1449 (429 amino acids)
Source: RefSeq, a predicted model, not a curated record